AUGUCUGAGCAAGCAUCCUCUACCGAUGCUACUAAACAGAUUGCUUCCAAAUCCAAGAAUAUUACCAGACACGACAACACAGGCAAGUCUACAAAUGGUCCAAAAAACGUUGAUGACAGGACAGAAAGUCAGCCUGUAAGUGCCGGAACUAAGAAGCAAAACAAAAACAAGAACAAGACCAAAAACAAAAACAAGAACAAGAACAAAAAUGAUAUUCAGAAGAAAGGACACGAAAUAAUAGAUUUGGAUGCUUCGUUGCCUCAAACAGAAAAGCAAGAGACAAAGUCAAAGGAGGAAAUUGAAGCUGAAAAAAAAAUGAAAAAGAAGGCAAGAAGAAAGCAAAAGAAGCAGAAACGUAGGCAAGAAUCCAAAACGGAAAGUCACAUUAAGCCAAGCAGAUUAAAGUUAAGGCUCAAACCUAAAGAGCCUAUUUUCAAGCUGACGGUUCGAAAAUUACCGCCUAAUCUAUGUCAAGAAUCAUUUAUAAACAAAGUCGUUGAUUUCUUCCCCGAUUUCAAUGACCUGGUUAGGAAUUGGUAUUAUUGCCCUGGCCAAUACCCUGACUCUCAGUUUGAGCAAUCAACAUUGUCGAGGUGUUAUAUCAACUGUAAAAGUAAGGACGCUAUGAUGGCAAUUGGGCGUGCAAUUAAAGAACUAACCUUUGUUGAUGAUGAUAAGGAACCUGCAGUUCAGGAAGAAGGCAACACCGAUGUGCAGGAUAGGCCUGUUGAAGAAAAGGAAUAUGACAACGAUGAAAUAUACGGCGAAGCUGAUGAACGAGAAGUAUACAAGCCUGUAAUUGAGAAAUCAAUGUAUCAGGAAAUGCCAAACUUAACCAAGGAUAACAGUGUACAUGUUGAGCAAUGGGAUUUCUUUAAUGGCAAACUUGGUGAGAUAGCAAUUUACCAACGGUUUUGUGAAGCUAUCUCUGAAGAAGGACGGACACAGCUACCUGCCGAUAUAUUUGAAUAUCAAACACAGUAUGAGAAAAAGAAGCUAGCUGAAAAAAGAGAAGCAAAAUUGGCAGCCAAGAAACAGGCCAAAAAGCUUGCCAAAAAGAAAAAAGCUCUGAAACUGAAAGAAUCUGAAAAAAAAGUACCUUCAGAAGAAAAGGAAAAGAAGAAACCUGAAGCAGGGCAAAAGAAGAAAAGGAAAAAGUCCAAGGCAGACAAGAAUCAUAAAGAACAUGGUGAUAAUGCACCUGCAUCCAGUACAAAGUCAAAUAACAAUAAGCUCGUUUCAACUCCAGCAAAGGGUGGUUGA
Molecule: messenger RNA, 1263 nt
Organism: Pichia kudriavzevii
Lineage: Eukaryota; Fungi; Ascomycota; Pichiomycetes; Pichiales; Pichiaceae
Exons: 1
Coding region: 1-1263 (420 amino acids)
Molecular function (GO): nucleic acid binding
Source: RefSeq, a predicted model, not a curated record